Pezoporus flaviventris is the source of this 955-nucleotide messenger RNA. Its product is annotated as ovomucoid-like. The record is from RefSeq and is a predicted model, not a curated record. The transcript is spliced from 3 exons. NCBI's taxonomy places the organism in Eukaryota, Metazoa, Chordata, Aves, Psittaciformes, Psittacidae. The coding region runs from base 575 to 808 and encodes 77 amino acids. Gene Ontology annotation, molecular function: protein binding; serine-type endopeptidase inhibitor activity.
AAACCCUCUUGCUUGCCCUCCCAGUUCAUUGCUUUCCUAGUUUCACUAUAGCUUCAUGAUGCUUUACUGGGAUGAAGCAUGAAAAUACAAGUAGAGACUUUCCACUCUGGAAGCUGUUCAUUCAAUGUUUUGCUCCUGAAAAAGCACCACACAUGAAUAGGCGCUGAUAGGUGCACACAGAGGAAAUCUGACAGCAGCUGCUGCUGCGGUUUGUACAGUUGCUUUUUUGCCUGCAGGAGUUUUCUAUGGUCCUUCAGAAGGAACUUGUCCUGUAUUUCACUUAAAAUAACAACACAGAGGGUGUAUCAAACAUAUCUAAACUUCUUGUGACUCCUGUUGAUGAAGAAGCAUUCUUCCUGGCUUACAGCAGAGCUUAACCUCUGUCGAGACUGCCACCCUGACAAACAACCAGGAAUGUUACUUCAGAAUAAGGGUGGAAGAGCCAAAUCCGAAUGCGCAGAGACUCAUGUGCAUACAUGAGCACAUAUAGCAUGGUUACCACCUGAGGGCAGAAUUAAGGUGAUGUUUACUGAGCAAAACACAGGCUCCGCUGCACGCAGACACUUCAGCCACCAUGAAGACAGCAGGCGUGUUGCUGCUGUUUGCUCUAGCCCUUUGCUGCAUCCCAGAUUGCACCUAUCUACAGGGCUACUGCAGAAACUACGUGGUACCCAGCAAUGUCUGCACUAUGGAAUAUGUCCCACACUGUGGGUCUGAUGGUGUAACAUAUGGCAAUAAAUGCUUAUUCUGCAAUGCAUUCCUGAGAAGCCGUCGGACUCUUCGCUUGAGAUCUCUUCGAAAGUGUUAAUUUCUCGACAGGCUUCAGCUCAUAAAGAGGAAUCCUCCCUGGCGCCAUUCCCCAUGGCAGAUGCUCCCCUAAAGCCUUGCCCUGAACCUUGAAAGCUCCUGUUGAAUCCUAAAAACCUCUGCUUAAUAAAAAAGCCAUCAGCAUUUA